AGCAUGCGCUUUGUUUGCUUGUACACUCCGCUUAGUUGGAGUUGAGCUCCGGGCUCAACAAGAUGGCUCUGUGAAGUUUUGACAGCUUAACUUUGACAACGUAGAAAAAGCGUUUUGCCUGAGCUGUUGAUCGAAAAUUUUGAAGAAAUAACUGGUUAACGAAAAUUUAGAUUGCUGUGUUUUAGUGUCUGCUCAUAAAUUGCAUAAUAUGGAAGAGAAAGGUACAGAGAAUGUUCCAGAAAAAGAUUCGAAAAGUAAGAAAACUAUUCCAAAUAUCGAGGGAGGUGAACAGAUACAGACGGGCAACGGAGGGGGUAACAUUGAGUCGUCGGUGUCGAGACCAAAAGAGCUCAAAACCAAGCGUUGUCGUGCCUCCGUCAAAUGGAACCGCGUUAAAAGAGUACAAGUGUCUGAUGUAUUCGAUUCUUGUGAACCUCAAGCUAAACUUCCGAAAACAAAUAAGCAAAAUAGAGACAUUGAAAAGACUCAUGAAUGUGUUGAGAAAGAAAAGUUUAUCGAUAUUUCUAGUAAGUCUUGUGAUGACACAGGUACGAUAAGAAAUAAUGAAUCUGGUGUGAAUGAUGAGAGUUUAGUAACUGACCAAAGCAAAGCCACUGCUAACAAAAGUACGCAAAUGGUUAAGGGGCUUAACGUACCUACAUCCAUGGUGAAUGAAGGAGAGGCUAAACAGGAUCAAAGGAAUGAUAACUCAGAUGCUGUACAAGGAAGUCAAGCUAGCAAUAAGAAAUUUGAAAAUGUCAAUGCUACACUAAGUCAUUGGCAAGCUAGUUGCAAAACAAAGGAGAAUUCUCAGACUGGAAACGGAGCUGAUCAUUUUGAAAAGCCUGCUGACAAUACAAAUACAGGUAGAAUGUCAUCAGAUGUUAGUUGGGAGUCUGUGGUAGGAAGCUCAACCCAUCAAGAAGGGGCAAACUCCAGCAUAGAGAAUACAGGCCUAAUAGACAACAAUACUGAGGCCUCAUCCAUAGAUUCAUCCUCAGUCUCUACAGUAAAUGCUGUACAACAAGAGCAGGGAAGAGAGGAAGGAAGCCAGCAAAUGAGUUGUAAUACUGAUGACUGUGUGAGUUCUUCUCAAGCAAACAGAAAGGGGAGAAAGCGUAAACAAAAUUCUGAGACGAAUAAGAGUUUGAGUACAUCAGAGAAAACCAAUUCUCUUGACUGGACUCAGAAGGAAAAACAGCUUCUCUUAAAUGGCCUUAAAAGUGAACCUGGUGAAAUCAAAUGGAAGAAACUGGCAAGAAUGAUCAAAACAAAGAAUCUUGCACAGAUUAAAAGUUACACUGAAAGCUUUUCAGCUAGAGAUUCCAGUGCAAUGGUACCUUCUGAUACACCUUUGGAUACCUGGCUGAAGAUAUGUAAUGAUGCCAGUUCUGAUCUUGACGAUGUUGAUGCCAAGUGUUUGCCACAGUUGCUGACGAUCGCUGCAUUUGAACCUGUUGCCCAAACUUCAGUACCUGGACCCAACUACCCACAAAUCUAUAACUUCCUGAGUGCAGUACUAAGGGGCGACGUAAGCCAGCAACUUGCCCCUUUAGAUGCUAAAGUUGUUCUGGAAUUACUAACUAACCUGGAAUCACGACUUAUGCAUUCGGAUUAUGACAAACAGAUAAAAUUCUUACGAGAUAAACAUGACUCAGUUCUUGAGGAGAGGCUGCGAAACACUGCUAUUCGACACCUGGAAGAAAUAAUCAGCACUGAAGAACAAGAGAGACUUAUAAAGGAAUGCAAAAAGACUGGAUACCCCUCAUACCCAGAAAGAAAAAGUAGCAGAGGUAGAAAGUUAAAGACAAAGAUAGUUGGUUUAAUUGAAUCAGUUAGUGAUGAGUCAGAUACCGCACCAGAGACUCUAAAUCCUAAAAAAUCAUCGUCACUAAAUCCUGUAGGAGUUCCUGUGAAUUUACUAAAUAUCACACCAAGACUGCCCAGAAAUGUUACAACUACUUUAUCCAUGAGAAGUCCUCUUUAUAAUCAGACUCGAUUAGUGGAUGAGCUGAAAUCUGAAAAAGAGAGGAAGAGAAGGGAGAAAAAUCAAAAGAGGCAACAGCAGCGAAAAGAAAAGCAAAAACAACAAAAAGAACAACAGCAACUCCAUAAACAACAGAAUGACCAGCAACAAACCAAACAACAACAAGAACAGAAACAACAGUAAGAACAGCAACAACAGAAAGAACAGCAACAAGAGAAAGAACAGCAACAAAAGGAACAACAGAAUGAACUAGAACAUCAACAGAAAGAACAACAGCAACCGAAUGACCAGUAACAAAACAAACAUCAACAACAGAAAGGACAGCAACUGAAACAGCAAAAGAAAGAUCAAGAACAGAAGGAAUGACAACAACAGCAAAAUACAGAGAGUAGAAGAGCAUCAGAAGGGCCAGGAACAAGACAGGUCUCAGAAAGAGCAGCCAAAACAGAGCCAGUAAAAUAUGACAAGAACAAAUAAUGACUAGAACUGAAAGAUUAUUUCAACAGCAGGAAGGGGAAAAGACAGUAUAAAGAGCACUUUCACAUUUAAAAACAAAGACAUUUGUCUGAAUAUACUGGAAUAAUAAAGACAAUUUACUACAAUA
Nematostella vectensis (starlet sea anemone) is the source of this 2591-nucleotide messenger RNA. RefSeq lists its product as uncharacterized. Gene Ontology annotation, molecular function: RNA polymerase II general transcription initiation factor activity. Lineage: Eukaryota; Metazoa; Cnidaria; Anthozoa; Actiniaria; Edwardsiidae. The transcript has 8 exons. Gene Ontology annotation, biological process: snRNA transcription. The record is from RefSeq and is a predicted model, not a curated record. Bases 209 to 2170 code for a protein of 653 amino acids. Gene Ontology annotation, cellular component: nuclear body.